AUGCUGGUAUGUGACGCAUGUGGUUUAGAACUCACUCUGACAGAUACCACAUACGUAUGUCCAGAAGGGCACAUCUUAGAAAACAAAAUAGAGGUUGAAAACGAAGCAGUGCAGACAACUACUGAAAAAAUAGCAAAGGACAUUCUAGAUCCCGUUUCAAUCAUCAAAAGUACAUAUGGCACAGACUACACAUAUCUACUGCUCUUCUACUAUAUGUUCGAAGAUAUCAGGAUAUACCUGGGCAUUCAGUCGUCAAAAUACUUCGACAUAUUUCUCAACUUCAUAAUGGAAAAGCAUGAAAAGAAGCUUGAUAAGUCAUAUAUUACAAUUCAAACGCUCAGAGCGCUCACAUACUAUUCAAAAAGAAUAGAGGCUGAGGCAAAAAGCCAGACAUACUUAUACCUGGACUACUACAUUGCAAUGGAGGCAUAUCCAUACAAAAAACGCAUAGAUGAAAAGGCCAACGCACUUAAAAUAAACAAGAGGCUCAAAAUGGGCCUUCAAGCAUCUGGGUUUGGCUUGAAUACUAUAAGCAUGAUUCUGGGAUACUUCGGGCAGGCAGGCACCGAAUUAAGAAACUAUGCAAUAAAGAAGGAUCUGUUGCUGUUCAAAAACGAAUCUGGGAUUCCAGAUGCAGUUCUUGAAAGAAAUAAAGUUUGCUUCAGAAUGGAUCUGAGGAGAGACUACAAGAUGAUGCUUGCAUACCUUCGAAGGAUAUGCGAAGUCAUUCUUCUGAGUAUUACCAAGGACCUUAUAAGCAAAUUUAAAAUAUUCUUCUAUGCAUCUGACUACACUAAAACAAUUCAUAUACCUGAGAUUGAAAUAUGCGUAUUUUUGUAUGUCUAUAUAAUGAUGUAUCGGCGAGACUUCGAUGUCAUAAAUGCCAAUCGCAAUCUCAAGGAAGUCAUCCUCAAGGACUACGACUCGGCAUUCAAAAAACAGCAUUCGGAUGGCAUUGAAGAGCGUGAAAAAGCAGCAAGAAACCACCAGUACACACACCAAAGCUUUCAGAACGGUGUAAAAUCGCUGGUGUUCAAAAUCACAUGGCUAAACUAUCUUACAUUGAAUAUAAAGAUAAAUGGCCUGAGGAAACUCCUCUUCGAAUGCAAAGACAUUCACAAGUAUCACAAAAAACACUGUAAUGCCGAAAAAAACAUACUGAAGCAAAAUAUAAAGUACAUAAAGAUUCUAAUGCUCCAAAAAAUCAGUAAGCUAUCUAAAAAUAAACUCUAG
Ordospora colligata OC4 is the source of this 1233-nucleotide messenger RNA. RefSeq lists its product as uncharacterized. Lineage: Eukaryota; Fungi; Microsporidia; Ordosporidae. The coding region runs from base 1 to 1233 and encodes 410 amino acids. The record is from RefSeq and is a predicted model, not a curated record. The transcript has a single exon.